UCAGUUAAAUUGCAAAAUUAACAAAGUUACUGGUUUGUAUCAUCUUCAACAGAUCAAGUCAGAACUUCCGACGUAGCUGGAGUGAUCCAGAGAACUUGUUAGACGUUAGUCUGAUUAUAGAAUGAUCACAAUAGGCUUAUCCUGAGGCCAGAAUCUUGUCCUCAUCAGCAAAUUUUAAAACUUUUUAGCGGCAUACCGUCUGCAGAUAGUCGAAGUUCAUGGAUACCGCCAACUUGAUCGGAAUAUGUGGUUUAACCGCACCAGUAAUAAUUUUGGUGUGGAAUAUCGGUGUUGCAUGCGCACGCAGGGGCAAAAAACCAACGCGGGAAUCAUUUGUAACAGAAAAAGAACGUCGCACUAAUGUUGAUUCACUUGAACAACCGGAAGUUAUCGUUAUUGGGUCGGGAGUUGUUGGAUCUGCGGUUACGACUGUGUUGGCUCGCGACGGCCGGUUUGUAACGGUUAUCGAACGGGAUUUAAAUGAGCCGGACCGAAUCGUUGGUGAACUUUUGCAACCUGGCGGAGUGCGCGCUUUGCAUCAGUUGGGAUUGUCCAAUUGUGUAGAAAACAUUGACGCGCAAGUAGUGAACGGAUAUGUGGUGCACGAUCUGGAAACCUGCGCCCACGUAGAGAUACCCUAUCCGACAUUUGGCAGCCAGAAGCAACAAGGAAGGUCAUUUCAUCAUGGGCGGUUUGUGCAAAACCUGCGCGGAUUAGCUCAGGACGGCCCCAGAAUUCGAAUGAUCGAAGCGAAUGUCGUUAACCUGUUGGAAUCCGAGGAUUCUGAUCGCAUUACUGGAGUCGAAUACAAACUGCGCGAUUCUGAGCAGACAUCCCGUUUAACUGCUCCACUGACCAUCGUGUGCGAUGGACAUUUUUCUCGAUUUCGGCAGAAGCUGGUACGCGAAAAUGUCCAGGUGUCCUCACAUUUUGUGGGGCUGCUGAUGGAGAAAUGUCCCCAGUACUUGCCUUUACACGCUGAACUGGUUCUCGGUAAUCCAUCACCGGUUCUAAUCUGAACAACACACCAGAGUGCUGGUCGACGUUCAAGGCAAACUACCCAAAAAUAUGCCGGACUUUAUGGUAUCGGAAAUCGCACUGCAGCUGCCUGGUCAGUGCGUCACGAGAGUUAAUAACCUGAUGUACAAUGGAUUGUGAUAACUAUGUAUUAUAACGUCGUGUUGUACAGUUUUGUAUUCCUGAUUUUUUCUCAAAACUUCUUCCUAUGUCUUGACUGUAUUACUGCCUUGCAUUAUCACAUUCAAUACGGUGUCUGAAUUUAAGUACAUUCAGUAUCUGAAUUUAUUGUUAUUAAGACGAAAGGUACCGCAACAAAAGUACAAAUU
Molecule: messenger RNA, 1346 nt
Organism: Paramacrobiotus metropolitanus
Lineage: Eukaryota; Metazoa; Tardigrada; Eutardigrada; Parachela; Macrobiotidae
Product: squalene monooxygenase-like
Exons: 4
Coding region: 219-1019 (266 amino acids)
Biological process (GO): cholesterol metabolic process; sterol biosynthetic process
Cellular component (GO): membrane; endoplasmic reticulum
Molecular function (GO): squalene monooxygenase activity; flavin adenine dinucleotide binding
Source: RefSeq, a predicted model, not a curated record